GUUGAGCAUGUCCUUGACCAGGGUAACUUCGUCUUCCAGACAUCUGGCAAGCCAACUAGAUUAACACGUUCCCAGAAGCACAAUGUGCUCGAAAUAAUGGCACAGACUAUUUACAGCUUCAAGCCAUACCCUAGCAAUACUGAUCUUUGUAAGGCUUCGGAAGCAUUGAUUACUGCCCACCCAUGCCUCAAAGAACUUGGAAGCAAGACUGGCUGGUACGGCUGGAAGGUCAGUUUGGCCUUCAAGAUGGGUAACUACAGACAGAAACUGGCCAAAUCGGGGUGUGCUGAGGUGUCCAUCAAUGCAGGAAAGAGAAGCAAGAACAACCCUGACAGCGAUCACCCCCAUGCCAAUAUUAAGCGAGCUCGUAGGUCGGAAGUGAACUUCCUACCCAACUUCCCAACUGGUGAAAACCAGGCCAGUCUUGACCUGAUGAGACUCGAGAUAAUUGAAGAGACUGACAAGUCGGAGAAGAAUUUGCAAUUCAUCGAAAAGCUGAUGCAGACAACCUUCGCUUUACGACGACAAGACAUCAUCAAAAGUCAAUUGCCAGUAAAGGACUUGCUGCGCAGCUGGCCAGCUCUGCAGUUGGAAUCGCAGGUUCUCUCAGAAUUCCAUCGUAUCACUAAUGUGAACCUGCGCAGCACAUUCUACGCUGAACUUGACAGACACACACCACGACUCCUCAACUUAUACAGACAAAAGGCAGUACGCACCGGCAAGUUGGCGGAGGCUCUACGGGCUACCCUCGCCGCUUAUGAUCUUCAGGAAGAACAUGAUGUCAUCUCGAGACGCACCCUGUCGCUGUGUGCCCUGCCGGUGUACCUGCGAGAAGAUGGAUCUGCCUUCUUUCAGACAUUCAAUGUAAGUACUGGUUACCAUCCAUAA
Messenger RNA from Engraulis encrasicolus (European anchovy), 888 nucleotides. RefSeq lists its product as uncharacterized. The record is from RefSeq and is a predicted model, not a curated record. NCBI's taxonomy places the organism in Eukaryota, Metazoa, Chordata, Actinopteri, Clupeiformes, Engraulidae. Bases 97 to 888 code for a protein of 263 amino acids. The transcript has 3 exons.